Molecule: messenger RNA, 2361 nt
Organism: Condylostylus longicornis
Lineage: Eukaryota; Metazoa; Arthropoda; Insecta; Diptera; Dolichopodidae
Product: organic cation/carnitine transporter 2-like
Exons: 6
Coding region: 663-2270 (535 amino acids)
Biological process (GO): transmembrane transport
Molecular function (GO): transmembrane transporter activity
Source: RefSeq, a predicted model, not a curated record
UUUUUCAAAAAUUUUUAGAGAAUAUUUUUAAAAUUUUGUUUUUUUUUGUUGUUUUUUCUUUCGUUUGUAAUUGUUUAUUAUUAUUAUUUUAUUAUUAAAGGUGAACAUUUUAAGAAAGCCAAAAAAAAUUCUUUUGGUAGUAAAAAAUUAAAAAUUUAAAUUGCGGCGACGGUGUGCUGCUUGCUUUUUGUUUUUAGUUUUUUAAAGUUCGUUUUUUUUGUUUUUGAAUUUUGUUGUUGCCGUUUUUUUUUUACAUUCGUCAAUCGUACUUUUUUGGUCUUUUUGUUCUCUAUUUUUUUUUUGUUAAUUAUUGUACACCUAUAUAACGAAUUUCUUUUUAUUAUUUUCAUAUCGUUACAUGUUUUUUUUGUUUAUUUUCGAAAAGGGCAACAACAUACAUACACAUAUAUAAAUGAAAUUAUAUUAGGUACAUAUAAGAAAAAUAUAAAAAAAAAAAAACAAAUUUAACAAAAUUUUUAAAAAAUAUAAAAAAAUUUUUGUUUAAAUAAAAUUGGCAUUACUUUUAAAUUAAAACGAAAAUUAAAGGUUUAAAAAUUUGUUUUAAAAUUUAUAAAAAAAAACACACACACACACAAAUUAAAAAUUCAUAUUUUUAAUGAAAAAUUAAAAUCAAAAAAUAAAAUAAAUAAAAAAAAAUCAAAAUGAACGAUAUUAAAGAAUUAAUACAAAAUUUAAUUGAAAAAAAAGGUCGAUUUCAAAUUAUUUUGAUUGUAUUGCUAUGUUUAAAUAGCAUUCAAGUUGGAAUAAAUCAUACGAUAACAUCAUUUCAUAUAUAUACACCAUCAUUUCAUUGUAAUGAUAAUGCAUUACCUAAAUGCACACCCACUAAAAAUAAUUUAACUUGCUGUGAUGUUAUAGUAAAUGGUACAAAUUGCCCAGGUGGUUUUACUUUCGAUGAAGAUGAUGAUAGAACAAUUACAGUUGAGUGGUCUUUAGUAUGUAAUAAUGAAUUUCUUGCUCCAUUAAUAAAUACUCUAUAUUUUGUUGGUGUUACAAUUGGUUCGCUAGUAUGCAGUACGCUUUGUGAUUUAUGGGGACGUAAAAAAUUGGUAUUAGCUUGUAUGUAUUUACAAGCUAUUAUGUCACUUGGUUUAUAUUUCUCAAGUAGUUUAAUUGUUUUUGCAAUAUUUCGUGUUGCACAAGGAUUUUUUAUACAAGGAUUACAAACAUGCUCAUAUACAUUAAUGUUAGAAUAUUGUCCAUCAAGAAAACGUACAGCUGCUGCUGUAUUAUGGGAAUGUAAUUGGGCAAUAGGUUUAGGACUAUUAGGUGGCAUAGCAUAUUUUAUACGUGAUUGGAGAAUUUUAACAUUAGUUUUAUUAACACCAACAGCAUUAAGCUUAUUAUAUUUUUGGAUUAUACCAGAAUCAGUAUCAUGGUUAUAUGCUAAUGGAAGGCAACAAGAAGCCCUUGAAAUAAUUAAAGAUAUUGCAAAAAAAAAUAAAAACUCACAAUUAUUAGAGAAUUGUAAUCGAUUUAGUCCAAAUGAAAAACCACUAUUAGAAAAGAAUGGUAGUAAUAUAGCCGGUGGUGGUGGAUUAAAUAAUGAUAAUGAAGCCCAUAAUAUGCUCAAUUCACAUGAUAAUGAAAGUAUACAUGAGCAAAAAUUUAAAGUUAAAGAUUUAUUAAAUAAUCUUAUAAUUAGAAAACAUUUAUUAAUUGUAAUAUGUAUAUGGUUUUCUGUUACACUCUCAUAUUAUGGUAUCUUAUAUUUUCUACCAAAUUUACCUGGAUCACGUCAUGUUAAUUUCUUAAUUGGUGCAGCCAUUGAAGGUGCCGCUUAUAUAUUAGCAUAUUUUGUAUUAUCUAAAUUUGGUAGACGUCUACCAAUGGCAUUUUAUCAGUAUGCAAAUGGUACAUUAAUUGUAUUAAUGGGUUUAUUGGCAUUAGCAGAACCAACUCCUGCAUUAAAAACAUUUUUAACUGUAAUUGCAUUAAUUGGCAAAGGUUUAGCUGUAUCGAGCUUUUGCAGUAUGUUCAUAUAUGGUAGUGAAUUGUUUCCAACUGUUUGUCGUGGCAUUAGUUUAGGUUUAUGUGGUUUUGCAGCUAGAUGUGGAAGUUUAUUAGCCCCACAAUUAAUGUUUAUGGUUACAUUCGCCCCUGUUUAUGUUCCAAUGGUUAUAAUGGCAAUUUUAUUAACAAUUAGUGGUACAGCAACAUUAUGGUUGCCAGAAACAUUAUCAACACAAUUACCAAAUACACUAGACGAAACAAACGAAGUAUGGGGUAAAAAAAAUAGAGGAAAAUAAAACAAAAAAAAAUUUUUAUCCAUUUAGUUUUAGAAAACAAAAAGAAAAAAAAAAACACCAAAAGAAUAAUAAAAUAAUAUUUUUAUUUUUA